AUGAAAUUUCUGGCGCUUUUUCUAACUGUAUUUACAGUGUGCAAGAUACAUGCCAGCCUAACAUUGGACAAAUUGGAGGCUCUGCAGAAUGUUGUGAUAGAAACAAAAAACGGAAACCUGGCGGUGAACCCGGAGGGGCCGCUCAACCUAGUGCGGGGGUAUAUUUAUCACAGAAAAGGGCUUAUGCACAACAAGCGAAUGUUCUCCAGCGAAAUCUGCACAAGCUACAGUCUUGUGCCAAGUGGCUUCCAGAUAAGUGGGGUAGACCAAUAUGUAUACAAAAGGGUUCCGGUGAAAGACAAAGAGUGCAAUGUGCAGAAAAGCGCAACGAAGGAAGAAAAAUACAUACAGAGAUACCACAGGAGAAUUAUCCAAAUGUUUCCCUCUCCGGACGGAGUCUUCUCAAUUGAGGUAAACCGCGGAGAUGCAUUUAUCCAGUUCAUGCGAGAAAACGAGGCGAAUGGAAAUGCUUUCUGGGUUCUUGCUGCGCUCCAGCUGCUAAGCGAAGGAGUGGACGUGGACAUAGGAUGUGCGCACAAAGAGGUCUUUCUGAAGAAGAAAAAUGGCGAGGAAAUAUUCAGAGUGAGCACCAAAGCAAAGGUUCAACAGGGCGAUGCAGGCGAGAAGAACGGCGUUUGGCAGAGGCAGGCAGAAGAGACUAUAAAGUUUUUCAAAGACUACAAAAAAACAGGAGCCGAGCCCACUAACAUGGACGAGCUGGCGUCUGGCCAGUUUCUGGACAGCACACAGUUUCUGAUUCAGGCGUACAUAUUUGAGUAUAUAGAAGGGAUAGAAGGGGCAACAGAGUUUAUCAGAUGCGUGUAUGGCCUUUUGAGCGACGUUGCCGAAGCCGAGGCUGCGCAGCCGAAUGCGUGUGCGGGCGUGCAGCAUGCCAAUGCCAUGCUAGAUCGAUUCUUUAUGCCAGAAAGCCGCCUUUAUAAGCCAUCUAAAGACGAGUCUAAAAAGCCAGAAAACGGCAAGAUGAAAGGCCUGUUUUAUGCGGAGGAACAAAUACCUAGAACCACGUGCGUGCCAGGAUACAAUAGAGGCGCCUCUGAAUUCUAUAUGGAAAGAGAAAAAAAUUACAGCAACUGUGUAGAAAUAGGAAUAUACGCAGUUUUUUGCUGUCUUGCAUACAACCCGGAAACAGGCAGAUACACGCUGAGCCAAAUGAAAAACGCAUCGCGCGAUCUGAAGAAGUUUUUUCGCCAAAACAAAAGGCCUGCCAAAACCAUAGACCCCAAAAUGCACAAAGCCUGGUGCAGGGUGGUGGCCGACCUGCCGUGCAAAAGCAUUAUGUACAGAAAAGCGACCAGAAACGAGCUACAAACGGGCAUGCUAAACAUUCUGCUGGUGGUGGCGCACGUGGCUGGGAUCUUUUCGAAGGAAAAGGAAGCCAUACUGGGGUUUAUUGAAGAGAUAAAGACAGUGCAGGUGCCGGCUGCGCAGACAUACCGCCGCCUUAGACUAUACGCCCAAAAAAUGCUUAUGUCUAUUUCCACUAGCAAGAACAUACAAAUAACUUUCUCCGAGUUGCAAAGGAAGACGAGCAGAGAUGGCAUGAUAGAAGUAUAUGGAAUGAUGACUAUAAAGCACAGGCUCAGCAACAAAGACUAUGGGAUUGAUCUUACUAUGGGGAUAGGGCACACCAGGGUGAACAUGGUAUACUCACACAUCGGCUUGACAAGAAAAAGCGCAGGCAUACUCGCACGCAUACUGGACCAGUGCCAAAGCAAAAAUGCGUUCAUCAAGUGCCUUAUUGCUGAGUAUGUGAACAGCGCAAAAAAAAUAGAUUUCGCCGCCAGAGCAGACGAAAACAUGCACGCACCCAUAACACUGACAAGUGUGCCUUCAAUCGACAGCGCUGCAGGCCUCAAUCGAAUAUUCAUGGCAGUAAAGAUAGAGAGCCUGCAUACAAAAGCCUUUCUUAUUGCGAGCAUCAGCAUGCGUGCAAAGAUGUGCAAGGUAAAGCUGGCGCAGGGCCAUCCAGCGGUGCAGCUCAUGUCCAACCUGCUAGGGAGCGUGCAGCUCGAUGUGAUCUCCACACUAAACCGCGUUUUGUACGCGCCGAUAUUCAUGCAAGCCUUUAAAGGGCUAUAUCCACGUGUGAUGAUCACGCAAAACACAUACACAGCGCUGUUUGCAAAAAACUGCAUGCUCGAGCAAAUUGGGCAGCCCAAGCAGGUGGAUGGGUAUGCGGAUGUCCUUAUAGAGUAUCUGGGUGCAUUUGCGCAGGAAACAUCCUCUCCCCUUUCUUCUCUAGACGUGCUGUCCUGCAUGUUUACCCUGACCCAAUUUUUCAACGUUUUGUUCGAGAAAAACACCUUAGACUAUGCAAAGAGGCUGGGUGAGCUUCUUAUACAGGAGAAAACUCUGGCGGGCCUCCAGACGAAGCAUAGACUCGACAUUAUAUGGCUGCUGAUUGCAUGCGUGGAAAAGCCAGAAAACACUGGUAUAAUUCGAGACACUUUCAGCUUAGUCACAAACUACGACAAGUACAUACUAAAACACGAGGUCAGCUACUAUGUUCAGGACAAUAGCAAAGAAAUUAUUGGUGUUUUAGAAAAAAUGGAGAAUGAGCUCUGCCAAGGCGAAAACGCCGACAAGUAUUUUAGAGUUCUGGGCAUGCUGAAAGACGCUAUAAGUGCACAUUAA
Nematocida major is the source of this 2655-nucleotide messenger RNA. RefSeq lists its product as uncharacterized. The transcript has a single exon. NCBI's taxonomy places the organism in Eukaryota, Fungi, Microsporidia. The record is from RefSeq and is a predicted model, not a curated record. The coding region runs from base 1 to 2655 and encodes 884 amino acids.